This is a messenger RNA of Salvia miltiorrhiza (redroot sage), 1185 nucleotides long. RefSeq names its product MOB kinase activator-like 1A. Gene Ontology annotation, cellular component: nucleus; cytoplasm. The transcript has 7 exons. Gene Ontology annotation, molecular function: protein kinase activator activity. The record is from RefSeq and is a predicted model, not a curated record. Gene Ontology annotation, biological process: positive regulation of protein phosphorylation; signal transduction. The coding region runs from base 352 to 996 and encodes 214 amino acids. Lineage: Eukaryota; Viridiplantae; Streptophyta; Magnoliopsida; Lamiales; Lamiaceae.
AUAAAAUUUAGCAAGACUAGAUUUUAGUGCCAAAAAAAAAAACCAGUGACUUAAAAAGGAAAAAAAUAAAGAAAAAAAAUGAAAAGUAUGGGUUGAAGAUGGCUACUAUAAUAAGUAAUGUAUUGGUAUAAAAGGAAAAGUGACAUAAAUGGAAUUUGGGUGAAUGUAUAGAUCUCCUCCAUUCCAUCUCAUUCCUACCUGUACCUGCUGCUCUUCUGUUUAUCAUUGGACGCCAGUCAGUGCUCCACAGCUUUUUUCGACACUUCCUCUAAUAUAUUAUGUCUCCCCUUUAAAUAUAUACGUAUAUUCCUCUAUUCCCCGCUUUUCAUCAUCUCUCCUCGCUCCGCAGCCAUGAGUCUCUUUGGCCUUGGCAGGAAUCAAAGGACAUUCCGGCCUAAGAAAAGUGCCCCAUCAGGCAGUAAGGGCGCACAGCUUAGACAGCAUAUUGAUGCCACUUUAGGUAGUGGGAACUUGCGAGAAGCUGUAAGGCUACCUCCUGGUGAAGAUUUUAAUGAAUGGCUAGCUGUUAACACUGUAGAUUUCUUCAACCAGGUGAAUCUUCUCUACGGCACCCUCACAGAGUUCUGUACGCCAGAAAACUGCCCUACAAUGUCUGCUGGCCCUAAGUACGAGUAUAGAUGGGCAGAUGGUGUAACAAUUAAGAAACCUAUUGAAGUUUCGGCUCCUAAAUAUGUUGAGUAUUUGAUGGACUGGAUUGAAACGCAGUUGGAUGAUGAGUCCUUAUUUCCUCAAAGGCUAGGUGCACCAUUUCCUACUAAUUUCAGGGAUGUUGUGAAGACUAUAUUCAAACGGCUAUUCCGCGUAUAUGCUCAUAUAUACCAUUCACAUUUUCAGAAGAUUGUGAGUCUUAAGGAGGAAGCCCAUCUAAAUACUUGCUUCAAGCAUUUUAUCCUUUUUACAUAUGAAUUUUCGCUGAUAGACAAGAAGGAACUCGCUCCGCUACAAGAGCUCAUUGAAUCAAUUGUCCCACAUUAAAGCACGAUUGCAUAUCGAUCUUGAUCUGGUUUUUACGUAUGAAAUAAGUGUGUUUAUAGUUAGUUUCCUGGUAACUGAUUUUGUUGUACCAUCUUACUGUAACAAAGAACUCAACUGCUGGUAUUCAGUAUUCUUACCGUAACUUGUUCAAAAUUAAUGUUAAAUGCCAAGACAGGUUUGUUUCUGUUA